This is a messenger RNA of Peniophora sp. CBMAI 1063, 1554 nucleotides long. The record is from the annotation of a GenBank genome assembly. Lineage: Eukaryota; Fungi; Basidiomycota; Agaricomycetes; Russulales; Peniophoraceae.
AUGCGCCUGCUGUCUGUAUCCCUUCUCGUUCCUCUGACGGCCGCCUACGACGUCGCGAAGACUCACGGAGUGAAGCCUGCCUUGACAAACCGCUAUGUUGCCUCGUCGUCUGACGCUUGGACUUGUCUCGAUGGAUCGAAGGAGAUCGCGUGGAAGGCCGUGAACGAUGACUAUUGUGAUUGCCCUGACGGUUCAGAUGAGCCUGGCACUGGUGCCUGUCCCAAUACUACCUUUUACUGCGAGAACGCCGGCCACAUCGGCGCCAGCAUACCUAGUUCGCAUGUUCGCGACGGCCUGUGCGAGACUGACUGCUGCGACGGCUCUGAUGAACGUCCUGGCGUUUGUCCUAAUCAGUGUAAGGAAAUCGGCGAGGCGUACAGGGCUAAGGUCGACGCCGAGCGCAAGUUGCGCAAGACGGGCUCUAAAAUCAGGUCGUCGUACAUAUCCUUUGCGCAGAAGGAGAAGAAGCGCCUGGAGGAGGUUCUCGCCACUGCUACGAAGGAGAUGGAGAAGCUUGAGAAGGAGGUCAAGCGUCUGAAGAGUACACUCGAUCAGGCUGAGGCCGUAUCCGCGGAGGCUCUCGAGCUGAAGAAGCAGUCGCCUUUGUAUCAGUCUCUCAUAGAACAUGCCAAUGCUCUCAAGUCUCUCCAACGCGAGCACGAGAAGCAUCUCGAGCGAGAGCAGGCUCUCGGCGACAUCCUCGACUCUCUGCGCCGCGGUUACAACCCCAACUAUCAGGACAUGGCCGUGCUCGAAGCCGUACGCGGCUGGGAACAGCUGGCCGGUCUUAAGCACAUCGGUCACGAAGACGAGGAGGAGGCUGCGUCCGAUGCUGAGCCGCCUGCGGCUGAAGAGGAGGAGCUUGAGGAGGGAAUGUGGUCGGCGCUGGAACUCGAAGAGAACUUGGGUGACUUGCUCGACACCGACUACGUCUCGUUGUUGCUCGAGCACGACAAGAAUGCCGCUCCCGCCGCACACUCACUUCUCCACGACGUCUCUGAAUACCUCCCUGACACCCUGCGCAAUACCGCCCUCGGCUGGCUCGGUGGUUCUUCCGAAUCAUCUGGUACCUCUUCUGCCGGCACCACUAAACUUCGCGAGACGCUCACGAAGGCGGAGAAGGAACUCGCCGACCGUAAGAAGGAGCACGAUAAUGCGAAGCAGGAUAUCGAUGAGCUCUUCGAUCCCAAGUUCUUCGGUAGCCAGGGCGAAUGGCGUCAACCGUCGAACAAGUGCCUCUCCAAGGACACCGGGGACUAUACGUACGAGGUUUGUCUGUUCGGCGAGGCUAAGCAGAAGCCGAACAAGGGCGGCCAGACCUUCAGCCUUGGCCAUUUCUCGGGUUGGAAUACGAAUGCGGAGGUCGGCUCGCCCGAAUACUACAGCCGACAAUCGUACACCCUCGGUACAAAGUGCUGGAACGGCCCGCAACGCAGUGUCAAGCUCGAGCUUUCGUGCGGCACGGAGAACACACUGCUCACUGUGCAGGAGUUGGAGAAGUGCGAGUAUCAGUUUACGGCUACUACACCGGCAUUAGAUUGUAUUUUAUUGUGA